GAACAUUCAAGAGUUCUGUGUGAGUUGCCAAAUUAAAAAGUAAUAAAAUUCAGGAUGGGUAAAUCCUUUUUAUUCCAUGUUCAUCCUGAUAAAUGCAUAAACAUCGUAUUUGAGCUGACAUAACAAGGCUUCAGUUCACAUUUAUUGCAAUAUGGAUCUUAGCAUGUCUAUCUACGCUCAAAUAUCACAACCUAUGAACUUUUUUUUAUGACAGUACCACUGUUACAGAGAGGAACUCUCUAGUGUUCCCAUUAACUUCAGUUUCGAUUGACAGAGUUAUCAUUAGGACAAUACAUGUCCAAAGGUCAAUAAUGGGCACCCACUCCCAUCGUAGUUUAUAUCCCUCAUUCACUCCAGGAAAGACAGCACAAAGACAAGCAGCAAAAUGAAGACACUUCUGCUGUUAGGAAUUUUUUUGUCAGCACUUCACACCAGCAACUCACAAAGACAAGAAUUCUGCAAUCUGCCCCAGGAUCCAGGUCAAGGCUCAACUUUCACGUUUUCUGUGUAUUACAACCCUGAAGAAGACAAGUGCUUGCCUUUCUUCUACCAAGGCGAGGGAGGAAACGCCAACCGUUUCCGAAGUGAAAGACAGUGCAUGAGAAACUGUUCAUUCAAUUUUGAGACGUUGUACCCAACAGAUGAAACUGAAGCUUGUCACUUUAAAUAUGCGCCUGGAGGGUGUAACAGUAAACGCCUCAGAUACUACUACGAUGCCAUUCAUGACAAAUGCAAAACAUUCUUUUGGACUGGAUGUUUUGGAAAUGGAAACAGAUUCUUUGACUUAGAGAGCUGCAAUAGGACCUGCGUUGGCAUUCAUGAUGAAGGGGAUGAGGCUGAGGAGGAUGAACCGGACACUCCUAUUACCAUCAUCUUUGCGGUUCUGCUUUCCAUUGUCAUUUUUGCUGUCUUGUUAACUGUGAUUCUCCUCGUAGUGAAGUCAAAGAAAAAACACCAAAAGAAGAAAGCCAAGGAGUCCCAGGCUGACGCACCACUUCAGGGGAGUGGGAUAGAAAUGACAUAGGAAGGCUCCUUUUCUCCAAAAAACUGUUUUUUUUUUUUACCUGGUUGCCAUUAAGAACUAAGUUUUGUGUCCUAAAACCAAAUGCAUAUUUUUUUCUGUCCCU
Messenger RNA from Poecilia latipinna (sailfin molly), 1127 nucleotides. RefSeq names its product kunitz-type serine protease inhibitor bitisilin-3. The coding region runs from base 386 to 1024 and encodes 212 amino acids. The transcript has 7 exons. The record is from RefSeq and is a predicted model, not a curated record. NCBI's taxonomy places the organism in Eukaryota, Metazoa, Chordata, Actinopteri, Cyprinodontiformes, Poeciliidae. Gene Ontology annotation, molecular function: serine-type endopeptidase inhibitor activity.